This is a messenger RNA of Podarcis raffonei (Aeolian wall lizard), 1734 nucleotides long. RefSeq names its product triadin (gene TRDN). Gene Ontology annotation, molecular function: signaling receptor binding; DNA binding; structural constituent of chromatin. Gene Ontology annotation, biological process: nucleosome assembly. Bases 499 to 1734 code for a protein of 411 amino acids. The transcript is spliced from 15 exons. The record is from RefSeq and is a predicted model, not a curated record. NCBI's taxonomy places the organism in Eukaryota, Metazoa, Chordata, Lepidosauria, Squamata, Lacertidae. Gene Ontology annotation, cellular component: sarcoplasmic reticulum; membrane; nucleosome.
CAUAUUUUGUGACCCAGACCUCAAAAGAACUGUAAUAAUAUUUAAGAAGCUGCAGGGGCUUAAAACAGUUCUUUUCGGUUCCUUUGUGCUGCUGCUGCUGCUUUGACCUGCUUUGCUGUCUUAUUUGGGUCUGGACACUUACAGAAAACAAGGAAAGAGUUGGUCCCUGAACGUGGUGCCUAGGAUGCCAAAAAAGCCGCGCUAGAGAUUUGCUGAGAGCCACGGCUAUUUUUGUAAGGAGCUGAUACUUUAGUCUGGGCUGCAGGCAUUGCCUUGGGAAAGGGGUUAGUGUCUUGGGAGGUGGGGAGGGAGGGCUUCACUAAGAAGAUAGCUCAAAAGAAGAAGAAAAGACCCCCAAAGAAAAAUCAGAACUGUAGAGGACUUCCCACCCUUCAAUUUGCCGUCUCCUGCAAAAGUCAGCGCUGACCCUGGUCACAUCCUCUCAGCUGCCAGUAUAACUUAACCUUUUUCACCAGAGUGUUCCUUGCCGUCACCAUUAUGACAGAGAUUACAGCAGAAGGACCUGUGUCCACCACUACAGUGAUAGACAACAAGAAUGGAACAGUCCCCAUGCCACAUGUGAAAGUGUCCAAGAAAGUUUCAGAAGACUUUGCCACCACGUUCAGCUCACCAGCAGCAUGGCUACUUGUCGCUGCACUCAUUGUUACCUGGUCAGCUGUGGCCAUUGUCAUGUUUGACUUGGUAGAUUACAAAACCCUGGCAGGAAUACAUCAACUUGAUAUUGACAAAGAUGUGGGGAAAGCUGAGAUCCCUAGAGGGCAAUCUGUAAACAAGCUCACCACUGAUCCACUGAGACUUGUACAUGGUGCAGUGGAAGAUACAACAGACUGGGUGUAUGGCUUUCUUUCAUUAUUGACCGACCUCAUAUUUGAAGAUGAAGAUGAGAGCGAAAGAGGUGAAGUGGCGCCUUCCUUGAAAAUAAAAGAAGGAAUCCAACCACCGGUCAAAAAGAAAGAAAUCCACAUAGAUAAGCCUGAAAAACCAGAGAAAACUGAAAAGAAGCCACCACCCAAAGAAAUCCAACCAGACAAGCCUGUAAAGCAUGAGAAAAUUGAAAAGAAGCCUCCACCCAAAGCAAUUCCCAAAGAGAAACCUGAAAAGCCAGAGAAGCCUGAGAGACCUGAGAAGCCAGAGAAAGCUAAGAAACCUGAAAAGCCAGAGAAAGUAGAAAAACCUGAAAAAAGGGAAAUCUCUAAAGCGAUACACAAAGAAAAGCCCGAAAGACAUGAAAAGCCCGAAAAGAAAGAAAAGCCUGACAGGAGCGGCAAACCCGAACGACCUGAAAAAGUGGGGAAAGCCAAAGAACCCCCCAAAGAGAAACCUGCAAAGGAAGAAAAGCCAAAAAAGAAAGCACCACCUUCCCCAAAAGACAAGAAGAGCAUAAAGGUUGAAGACAAGGCUAAGAAGGAUGUUAAGGAAAGAAAACCAGAACCCAAGGCACCUGAAAAAGUGAAGCAUAAGGAAACCAAAGCAGAGGUAGUUGUGCCUGCCAAAGUCAAAGCAAAGGAAGAGACAGCACUGGUGGUUACAGAAAAGUCUGAGAAGAAAGAUCAAUAUGCAUUCUGUCGUUAUAUGAUUGACAUGUUUUCGCACGGGGAUUUGUAUACAGGGCCGCCUCCUCACCUUUGGUUUCCACAGACCCCAGCAAUGACACCUGCAAUCUCCGCUGUUGAAGGCUUCAUUUUGCAGCCUACACAGCAGCAAUAUGCCUAA